AUGGAUCCUUUGAGUAUUAGUGCCUCGGCGUUGACUGUUAUCGCGGCCACCAUUGCGUCAGUAAAUGCGCUCCAUGAGACAGUGAAACGCUACAAGGGUCGCGACAAAACGUUAGGUAGACUACAAGGUGGUCUCCUGGACCUUGUUACCAUUUUGAACUCACUGGAAGCGGCCGCUGAUGGCGAAACCCCGAUUUUGACACUUCUAAAAGGCCCUAUUGGUCGAUGCUCCCAGGUGUGUCGCGAGUUCGAAGACGCUAUGAAAAUAUUUAGCGGGAAGUCGAAAACGGGCUUAAAAGAUUGGACAAAGAUGGAGUUCAUGAGAGGUGACAUCAGCGAAUUCAUUGAUACUUUGGCGGACUAUAAGUCGACAAUCACGAUUGGCCUGGGAACUAUCACCAUGCAUGCUUCUAGACUUACUCAACAAGUUGUCGGAGAGUAUAGUGAGAUGAUCAAGGACACGUCUUAUAGUCUCGAGAUGCGCCUUGAACGCAUCGAUGAGAAAAUAACGAGCGUUGCUGCAAACCGUCCAACUCACGUAGAGGAUUUAAGCAUAGAUCUGCAGGACGAGAAAGCUGUGACAGUACAGUGUCUUCGUAUCUGUGAACGCGCGAGCUCUUAUAUCAGUUCAUUACAAGAUGAGCAACCAGCUUUACAAAGAGAAGCACCUCAGCAGAGUGCAAGAUAUGCGUUGAACCAGUUUGAAUCGCAGGUUUUGACACAAAAUUCGCUGAAAGAGAACCGAGACAAUCUGCUAGAGACAAUCGGUCGCCUUCGGGAACGCCUUGACUCGAUAACCCCCAAUACGGCCCCUGACGGCGGACGCGAGACGUUGCGGUUGCAAGAAGAGAUCGACUUCUCGAAGCAAUGUUUGGAAGUGUGCAAACAAGCCUCCAACCAAGUGUCUAGCCAAAAGAUACACAUCAUCGGAGAGGUCAUCGCCGACGGAGACUGCGAUCAAGUAGUGGUAACAACCCUUGCGGAUCUUUUCAACGUCGGAAAGGUGAAGGCUAUGGGCAGGUCGGCGCAACUGGUCGGUUCAAUGGAGGCCGAUGUCCUUCGGGAUAUAUCCAAGGAUCGCUACGCCAGCCGGUUCGGUGCUCUGGGUGGCAGCCUUGAGACUGUACAAUUGGACACCGCUGCCGCGUCGCCACCCACUUUUGAAACUCCAAAGGCUGGCAAAUCUUUUAUGAAGUUAAAUCAAGCUAAGGAAGAUGAAAAAUUGGCAGGUCCAGAAACAACAUACGACAGACCAUCCCCUAAUGAAGUGAGAAGACGAACGGCUGGGGGGGAAGAUGGGGCAAAGAAGACCGGCCAUGAAUAG
This is a messenger RNA of Venustampulla echinocandica, 1323 nucleotides long. RefSeq lists its product as uncharacterized. The transcript has 2 exons. The coding region runs from base 1 to 1323 and encodes 440 amino acids. NCBI's taxonomy places the organism in Eukaryota, Fungi, Ascomycota, Leotiomycetes, Helotiales, Pleuroascaceae. The record is from RefSeq and is a predicted model, not a curated record.